Molecule: messenger RNA, 2862 nt
Organism: Electrophorus electricus (electric eel)
Lineage: Eukaryota; Metazoa; Chordata; Actinopteri; Gymnotiformes; Gymnotidae
Gene: rabl2
Product: RAB, member of RAS oncogene family-like 2
Molecular function (GO): GTPase activity; GTP binding
Source: RefSeq, a predicted model, not a curated record
GUUGCGUAGGAACGGCCAGUUGUAUUAUAAGCGUACUGAUAGCUAGCUGGUUACAGGAGGAAAUAUGUAUUACCAUUAAUAAGCACAAGUAAGACGUUCCCUGUUUGCUAGCCAGUGAGUAAAGCUCUGGAAGAUGUCUUAAUGUUGAGGUUUAUCGGACACGCGUCAUUAAUGUGAGCAUAGCUAGCUAGUUAGCUAACGCUAACUAGUCUCGCCGAAAUUAUCAGAUAGCUAACCUAGCUAAAUUAGCUGCUUAGCUAAUUACAUCACCAGACCUUUUUGCAAAAUGAAAAACGUAUGAGUUUGAUAUACAGUUAGAUAGUUAUAUACUAGUGUCACUGACUGUUGACUGAUUUUCUGUUGUUUUUAAUCAAAGUUGCUAGCUAGCUAGGUUAGUUAGGUUAGCUACUUAGUAAGUAUACUCUGACGGGUUGUUUUUAGAGAAUGGCAGGGGAUGGAAACAGUAUUCCUGAGUUGGAGCAGGAAAAAUACGAUUCCGAUGAACAGGUGAAAAUAAUCUGUCUCGGGGACAGUGCAGUUGGGAAAUCUAAGUUAAUGGAAAGAUUCCUUUUGGAUGGAUAUCGACCGCAGCAGCUGUCAACCUAUGCCCUGACUUUGUACAAAUAUACAACCACCAUCAAUGGGAAGCCUGUUCUAGUUGAUUUCUGGGACACAGCUGGCCAGGAGCGAUUUCAGAGCAUGCACCCUUCUUACUACCAUAAAGCACAUGCUUGUAUCAUGGUUUUUGAUGUCCAGAGGAAAGUAACGUAUAAGAGUCUUUCCAACUGGUAUAAAGAACUGCGAGAAUACAGACCAGAAAUUCCAUGUCUAGUGGUGGCUAACAAAAUAGAUGCUGACAUGAGGGUGACACAGAAGAGCUUUAACUUUGCAAAGAAGCAAGGACUACCUUUUUACUUUGUAUCUGCUGCUGAUGGUACCAAUGUGGUCAAGGUUUUUAAAGAUUCCAUUAAUAUGGCCUUGUCUUACAAGAAAAACUCCAGUGACUUCAUGGAUGAGGUCAUGAGAGAACUUGAGAAUUUUGAACUGGAGAGCAAAGAAGACUCUUCUGACAAAGGGGAGAAACCUAAUGAGGGAAAAACAGAUUUGGUCUGAUCACCAUCUUUUGCUUUAUGCGGUGGUAACUUAUGUUGUAUCGACAGACUCUGGUUUUGGGAUCACAGUGCUGUUAAAAUCAUUGCUGCUCAUUAACUGCCCUGGAGAGUUCAGGAAUUUAUCCCAACAAAAUGAAACCACUAAGGAUGAAGAUCUACCUCACACCAUUAAUAAACCCCACGAUGUACUACAUUGAGAUUAUGUAUGAAGUAGAAUUUAAAGCAUUCAAUACAAAUUGUGUCAAGCUUUUAUUUAUUGAAUGUAGAACAUUUUUUACUCGAAAUUGUAUAAAACUGCUAGACAGAUAAUUUAAGGUCAAUGGUGUGUUGGUAUUUCACAUAGAAGUCAGUUUCUUGAAGAUCCUUACAUCCUAAGGAACAAGAGGUGGCGACCAUCAUGUAAACUAACACCAUGUAUGGGUGUAUGCAAAUAGGUAGAGGUCAAUUCUUUCCCAUUUGAAAGUUUUCUCCUUGUCAGGUAUUUGCAAAAGGUACUUGAAGAACUUUUUAAAUUUGUGUGUCUAGUGCUUUACCUCAAUUGUUAUAUUGAUGACCAUCUUAUCAGUUUGCACCAGCUGUGACGAGGACACAUUUUUCUGUGUUGCAGAAAUGCUAUAUCAUUUCUCUGAAGAAGCUUCCAUAUAAGUGGUCUAAAAUGGAAAUGUUUAGCCUGCAUGUAAAUGUACUGUAUGCUAGAAUAGAAACCCACUCAUUCUGGCUGCUUGAGUUUUUGGUGUUCCUGAAUGUAUGUGCUUCAAUUAACACUUGCUGUUCAGUUCUUGAAUAUUUUCUGUCUAGCUCUGUUGGCUAUAGGCUCAUUAUAGCAAGAAAUCAAGGCUGUUCAUAUGCUUAUGCUACAUAAUCAGAUGGGACAUGGCAAGACUAGUUCAGUCAGUAAAGUUAGUGUUUAAAGUGAUGCAUUUGAUUUUUUUCUUCCUCAGCUGCAUUCAGCAGUGUAAUGUUCAAUACUCUGUAACCCAGGUCUCACACUAACAGAAAUCUUGUACCCUUGUUUCAUAGAUACACUAAAAAACAAACUAUCAGAAAACAAUGAUAACCCUUGGGGCACUGCAUUUCUUACCAUUUUUAUUGUGCUUUUGUUGGUCAGGAAACGAGUGACAACUCUACAGAGGUUUGUAAUGUGAAUGAUGCGUUUUAUUUCACAUUUCCCCCAACCAUUUUUGUUAAGUAUGGUUAAGUCACGAGGAAUCAUCUUCAGAUUUACUUUUCUUCUUUUUUUAAGGAAGCAAAGCAUAUGUCUUAACUGCAUCACUGAAGAGGAAGGGGGGAAGAUGACAUUAUCAAAUGCAGUCACUCACUCAAAAGCUCAUUGCAGUUUGGCCAAAACAAAGACUGAUAAAAGCAUAAAAGAAACAUCCAUGAAAAGCUAAAAAAAAACAAAAAACCCAAACAGGUCAGUUAGUGUAGUACUUUACAAAACCUAAAACGUGUCUUGACUUUAACCUGGAAAUAAAAAAACAAAAAAACUGUGCAGUAGUGGAUAAUGAGAGAUGUAGUCUGGAUUUCUCAAGAUUUCCAGGAGGUGGCACCACAGUGCUGUUUCUAACAGCUUUAGAUCUCAGCAGAACUAGUGUCAAAGAAAGGCUAAAAACUACUUUUUUGGCACAUUGUUCUUUUUUUUCUUUUUGUCUUUUACUUUUAUUUACUAAUCACUCCAUACAGACACAAGCACAAAAAUAAAUAGUACUGAGUAUGGAGCGGGGAUGAGAGGUGAAAUAUGAAUAUGGCA